Populus euphratica (Euphrates poplar) is the source of this 2563-nucleotide messenger RNA. RefSeq names its product prolyl endopeptidase-like. Gene Ontology annotation, molecular function: serine-type endopeptidase activity; oligopeptidase activity. The transcript has 12 exons. Gene Ontology annotation, cellular component: cytosol. NCBI's taxonomy places the organism in Eukaryota, Viridiplantae, Streptophyta, Magnoliopsida, Malpighiales, Salicaceae. The record is from RefSeq and is a predicted model, not a curated record. Gene Ontology annotation, biological process: proteolysis. The coding region runs from base 165 to 2366 and encodes 733 amino acids.
CUAUAAAAAUCCAUCUCACUCGCAGGCCACGCUUACCCCUGACUUAUUUCUCCCUCGAAUCUCACCUCUCUCUCUACUCACCACCUCCAAAAUCUCAUUCUACAAAGUCUCCAUCUCCUAUUCUCAUCAAUUCGGAGGCCUGUCCUCGUCGAAAACCAAGACCAAUGGGUUCCCUCUCAGCUCUUGACAAACCUUUACAGUAUCCAAUCGCUCGCCGAGACGACGCUGUAAUUGAUGAUUACCACGGUGUAAAAAUCGCAGAUCCUUAUCGAUGGCUUGAAGAUCCUGACGCAGAGGAGGUAAAAGGGUUUGUACAGGAGCAAGUAAAAUUGACAGAAUCAGUGUUAAAUGCAUGCGAUACAAGAGAAAAACUUCGUGAGAAAAUCACAAAGUUAUUUGAUCACCCGCGAUAUGACGCGCCGUUUAAGCGAGGGAACAAGUAUUUUUACUUUCACAAUACUGGGCUUCAAGCACAAAACGUCCUCUAUGUGCAGGAUAGUUUAGAGGGAGAGCCAGAUGUUUUGCUUGAUCCAAAUGGGCUGAGUGAGGAUGGGACGGUGUCAUUGAAUUCCGAAACGCUUUCGGUUAGUGAGGAUGCUAAGUACUUGGCUUAUGGGCUUAGUACGAGUGGGAGUGAUUGGGUUACAAUCAAAGUCAUGCGCGUGGAGGAUAAGAUAGUCGAGGCUGAUACCUUAAAUUGGGUUAAGUUUACCGGUGUUAGUUGGACGCAUGACGGCAAAGGAUUUUUCUAUUGCCGUUAUCCAAAUCCCAAAGAGGGAGAAAACUUAGAUGCUGGGACGGAGACUAAUUCCAACCUUUAUCAUGAGCUUUACUACCAUUUCUUGGGUACGGAUCAAUCUGAAGAUAUACUGUGUUGGAGAGAUCUGGAAAACCCCAAAUACAUGUUCGAAGCUGCUGUGACUGAUGAUGGAAAGUAUCUUCUCUUAUAUAUUGAAGAGAGCUGUGAUCCUGUCAACAAAGUAUACUACUGUGACAUGUCUGCAUUUUCUGAUGGCCUUGAAGGUUUUAAAGGAGGAAAUAGCCUGCUCCCAUUUAUUAAGCUUGUUGAUAACUUUGAUGCAAAGUAUCAUGAGAUUGCAAAUGAUGGCACAUUGUUUACCUUCUUGACUAAUAAAGAUGCCCCUAAGUAUAAAAUAGUCCGGGUAGAUUUGAAGGAGCCAAGUAGUUGGAUAGAUGUCGUCCCAGAAUCCGAAAAAGAUGUUCUUGAAUCGGCAUAUGCUGUUCAUGGUGAUAAAAUGAUUGUGAGUUACUUGAAUGAUGUGAAGCAUGUUCUACAAAUAAGAGAUUUGAAAACAGGAUCUCUGCUGCAUCGGUUACCAAUUGAUAUUGGCUCGGUUACUGGGAUAUCUGCACGGCGAGAGGAUAGUACAGUAUUUAUUGAGUUUACUAGCUUUCUCACCUCUCGUAUAAUAUAUCAAUGCAAUCUAGAUACUGAGGUUCCGGAUGUGAAGAUAUUCCGUGAAAUUAGUGUGCCAGGAUUCAAUCGCACAGAGUUCCAAGUGAAUCAGGUGUUUGUGCCUAGCAAGGAUGGUACCAGGAUUCCUAUGUUUAUUGUGGCCAAGAAGAAUAUAACGUUGGAUGGGUCACACCCAUGUUUGUUAUAUGCCUAUGGUGGAUUUAACAUUAGCAUUACACCAUCAUUUAGUGUCAAUCGAAUUGUUCUGACAAGGCAUUUAGGUUCUGUUGUCUGCAUUGCAAAUAUUCGUGGUGGUGGAGAAUACGGUGAGGAAUGGCAUAAAGCGGGCUCACUUUCGAGAAAGCAGAAUUGCUUUGAUGACUUCAUUUCAGCAGCUGAAUACCUAGUAUCUGCUGGUUAUACCCAACCAAAGAAGUUGUGCAUUGAAGGUGGAAGCAACGGCGGGCUGCUUGUUGGGGCUUGCAUAAAUCAGCGACCCGACCUCUUUGGUUGUGCUCUGGCUCAUGUUGGUGUUAUGGACAUGCUUCGAUUUCACAAGUUUACCAUAGGUCAUGCAUGGACUUCUGACUAUGGCUGUUCAGACAAGAAGGAAGAGUUCGAAUGGCUAAUCAAGUACUCGCCGCUGCAUAAUGUCCGCAGACCAUGGGAACAACAUCCCGAACAACCUUCACAGUACCCAGCCACCAUGCUAUUGACUGCCGAUCAUGAUGAUCGAGUUGUGCCAUUACACUCUCUGAAGCUGCUGGCUACCAUGCAACAUAUUUUGUGCACGAGCUUGGAGAAUAGUCCUCAGACAAAUCCAAUCAUAGGUCGCAUUGAGUGUAAGGCGGGACAUGGAGCUGGACGCCCAACUAAAAAAAUGAUCGAUGAAGCCGCUGAUACGUAUAGCUUCAUGGCAAGGAUGUUGGAUGCUUCCUGGAACGAGUAGGAUCGGAUUUGGAUGUAAAAGGAGCUCCUACAAUUGAUAGAAAGAUCUAAAAGAUCAAUAGAUAUUGUCAUAGCAGCUCUUUUUAUUACCUGAAAAGGACACCCUUUUCUUCAAAAUUAAUUAUGCUUUCAUGAGGGUUCUGCAACAGUGACAUUGUAACUUUUGAUUGCCGAGUCCUAAAAUAACCCCUUGCUUUU